AUGAGAUUGGCGAAAGAAGGAAGUCAUGAUUGGGAAUUUGAUGGCAGAUUAGGAGGACACAUGUCGAUAUUCAACACUGGCCAGUUGAGUCGCACAGCUGAAUCUGAAUCGCCAUUUUCACUCACCAUUUUAACAAAGCAUCAAAUUACACACAGUCGCACACACUGCGGCGUCCAUUGUUCCGCCGGAAAAUUUCGGAUCCCAGCAAUGAUAUCCCUCAACACCAUCGCCAAACCCUCGCCGCCGCACUUCCGCCCCAAAAAACCCCUCAGGAGGCCGCCCAAAACCCUAGCCGCCGCCGCCGCCCCAAUCCGCGCCUUCCUCCAGUACAACCGCAAGCCGGAGCUCUCCGGCGAGACCCCCCGCGUCGUGGUCAUCACCUCCGGCAAAGGCGGCGUCGGCAAGACCACCACCACCGCCAACAUUGGCCUCUCCCUCGCGCGCCUCGGCUUCUCCGCCGUCGCCAUCGACGCAGACGUCGGCCUCCGCAACCUAGACCUCCUCCUCGGCCUCGAGAACCGCGUCAACUACACCGUUGUCGAGGUCCUCAACGGCGACUGCCGCCUCGACCAGGCCCUCGUCCGCGACAAGCGCUGGUCCAACUUCGAGCUCCUCUGCAUCUCCAAACCCCGCUCCAAGCUGCCCCUAGGGUUUGGAGGGAAAGCCCUAAUCUGGCUAGUCGACGCCCUGAAAAACCGCCAGGAUGGCCCGCCGGAUUUCAUCCUCAUCGACUGUCCCGCCGGAAUUGAUGCCGGAUUCAUCACCGCCAUAACCCCCGCCAACGAGGCUGUUCUUGUCACAACCCCUGAUAUCACGAGCCUCCGGGAUGCGGAUAGGGUUACUGGAUUGCUCGAAUGUGAUGGGAUUAGGGAUAUUAAGAUGAUUGUGAACCGGGUGAGAACGGACAUGAUUAAAGGGGAGGACAUGAUGUCGGUUUUAGACGUGCAGGAAAUGCUCGGGCUGCCAUUGUUGGGCGUGAUUCCGGAAGAUUCUGAGGUGAUCAGGAGCACGAACAGAGGUUACCCUUUGGUUCUGAACAAGCCACCGGCCUUGGCUGGUCUGGCUUUUGAGCAGGCGGCCUGGCGGCUGGUCGAGCAGGAUACCAUGAAGGCUGUCAUGGUGGAGGAGGAGCCCAAGAAAAAAGGAUUCUUCUCGUUUUUCGGAGGGAACUCGGAGGAAAAAUGUUGUAAUGAGACUCCUACACAGGGUGAAAAGCAUGUUCCUCGCUCCAUAAUGUUGACAAGUUGGAAUUGUGAAUUGAAGCACAAGUUUGUAGUAUGCUCAAUUCUAAUACUGGUCGAGACAAUUUUAAUACUGGUCGAGACGUUAAAUUCAUCCAGCUACAUGAAGCAUGACUCGAAAGUUCAGUCUGGUUCAAGAUUUGAGGACCUUCUAGUGACAAAAUUGGACAUAGAGGCUCUACAUUUUCCAUACAGGGCCUAG
Messenger RNA from Striga asiatica, 1443 nucleotides. Lineage: Eukaryota; Viridiplantae; Streptophyta; Magnoliopsida; Lamiales; Orobanchaceae. The record is from the annotation of a GenBank genome assembly.